AUGUCUCAGAACUCUGGCUCCUACCCAGUUUCUCAAAGGAAACAGAUGGAUCAACUGCCUAAAAUGAAAGAGAAUCUAGUGAAAACAGCCAUUGGCGCGGGGCUGGCGGCGGACGAGGCAGGCGGGCUGCCAAGCUCCUCCCGCGGUGAGGCUGCCCCAGGACCCGCACGUGCGCAACCUGCCAUGGCGGCCUCAAUUACCGGUCCGGAGUUCGGCCAAACCCCUGGGCAGGCGAAUAUAGACCUCUUAUUAGUGGGCGAUGUCACAGUUCAGUACCUGGCUGAUACUGUACAGAAAUUAUUUUCAAAUAUAGCAGAAGUCACCGUCAUCAUUAGUGAUGUGAAAAGGGCAGCAGCACUUGUGGAUGACUGCACGUUUGACAUGGUUUUCCUGAAGCUGACUUCUUCACCAACUGCCGAGGAGCUGGAAGUGGUCAAAUUAAUCAGAUUUGGUAAGAAAAAAAAUACACAUAUGCUGUUUGUUUUUAUAAUCCCUGAGAAUUUUAAAGGUUGUGUUUCAGGACAUGGAGCUGAUAUUGCUUUAACCGAACCACUAACAAUGGAAAAAAUGAGUGUUGUGUUGAAAUACUGGAAAACAUAUUUCUCACAUACUGUUAAGAAUGAAAUUUCUGUGAAGCCUGAAGAACCUGAGUUGCCUCUGCCAAAGUCCUACAGUGAACACCUGGGAUAUUUUUCUACUGAUGUAUUUGCUUGCUCUGAAUCUCUAAGAAAUGACAUUGGACUUGAUUUAAAGACUCCAUUGUCAAAUUUUGAGAAAAGAAAAAAGAUUUCUCUUCUUCAUUCAAGCAAGGAAAAGCUGAGAAGAGAACGAAUCAAGUAUUGCUGUGAGCAGCUGCGCACCCUGCUGCCGUAUAUAAAGGGGAGAAAGAAUGAUGCGGCUUCUGUCCUCGAGGCCACAGUUGAUUACGUGAAGUUUGUCCGGGAGAAAAUCCCUCCAGCCAUCAUGGGCCAGAUUACAGAAGUACUUCAGAGCAAUAGGAAGUUUUGUAAGAAACAACAAAUGCCCAUCCAGCUAUCUGUCCCGGGCACAAUCAUGGGACAAAGGGAAAACAGUGUGCUGACCAGCACUUACUCACCUGGCACAGGCAUCAGAUUCCUGACUAACAAGCACUUGAAUGUGUAUUCUGUCCCUCCCUCAGGGGGUGCCUUGGACGAAGCUGUGAGAGGUCAGUCCAGCUCUGCGUCAGAGAAUGCUAUCGGUGAUGUGUAUAAAACCCGAAUCCCCAGCACAGCUCUGUCUCUGAAUUCCUUCCACGCUGUUAGAUACUAUUCUAAAGUGGUCCCUUCCUAUGACGCAGCUGCCGUAACAAAUCAGAACACUUCAGUGCAUUUCCCAACAGCUGUACCCAAAGUCUCUAAGUUUCUUCCUCAGCACUGCAAUUCUGUGCUGGGCCAGGCGUGCACAGCACACCCCAACUGUCUGCAACAGUUUUGGGCGUAUUAA
Molecule: messenger RNA, 1464 nt
Organism: Rangifer tarandus platyrhynchus (Svalbard reindeer)
Lineage: Eukaryota; Metazoa; Chordata; Mammalia; Artiodactyla; Cervidae
Source: the annotation of a GenBank genome assembly